AUGAUCAGGUACGCUGCUGCUCAUCGUACCCUCCCCGAGUCUUCCGCGUUGGCUGUUUCUCACAGCCUCAACGGCGCCAACACCAAUGACAAGUCCUCCGGAGACAUUCCCGCUGCGUUAGUGAUUGUCGGGCGAGACCUUGACACCACCUUUCCAACUCAAAGCCCUUUCACCUCCCCUGCCCCCACCGGCUCCACCGGCUCCAACGGCUUGACUCACACCGGCACCAUCGCUCUAGCCUGCGUCCUCGCUAUCGCUUCCAUCAUCUCUCUCACGUUUGUCGUAUGGUGGUUCCUCCGACGAAAAACUCGCAAGGGCAGUAUGUCUGAGGAAGAUGUUGAGUCUCUGUCCCCCAUCUACGCGCCCAUUGUGCCUGAGGUCACUCUGUUUCUGGUGCCCCCACAAAUGCCAGAGUCACGGGUGGGGCGAGACUCUCCCGGGCAAGACUCUGAGGGGCCUGGGCAACUCUCGCCAGCGGCGUGCGGUCGGCGUGGGGUUUCUCCCGGCCUGCCAACACCUCCCAAAGCCGUCACUCCCGGCUCCGCCAUCACCGUCACUCGACGCUCUUACGGCCGUGCUCAAGCACAUCUUGAGCCUGUCACAGAGCCACCAGAGACCGUCAGAGCAACCGAAAUGCCCUUCCAACCCGAGUCAAUCACCAAGCCCGACUUCCUUCCCUCUUCGGUGACUUCUAGGCUCAGCACUAUCGGCAUGCCCCAUUCUCCCGUGCACAAAGUGCCUUUUGCCCGCGGGUUCGGACGCAUCAUCUCGUUCGACUUUGAUUCUCCACCUGUACCGGAGAGGGUGGCUAUACGAAGGGCGCCCAUUCCUUCCCGAGCUUCCAGUACUUCUCGGGUGAUACGACAAAGCUCUGAGAGCUCUUCCCACUCUGUUGAGCCUAUCCGUCAGAUCUCUAGUGGGAAAAAGCCUUAUCGACCGACCGCAAAGAGGACCAGGCGCGCAGCCCGGAAUGUUGCCAAAAGCAGGCCGACGUCGAGGGCGAGUCCGCAUCGCGGCAAAUCCGAGAGUGUCGUUGGUGGCGCUGUCCAGCUCGACCUACUGGGAGCCAGUCUUCCCAACGUUGCUACCCCAGAAUGCCUUGAUCGUCCACCCGCUGCUGUCAGACCACUGUCUGCCCCUCAGACUGUCGAUCAUGCAGUUGAAUCUAGCGCUCCCGAAGACAGCGGCAGUAACACCGACACCGAUCUCAACUAUACUAUCAGCUCUGCCACGUCGGUUGACAUGCCUGUACCCUCUAUCCCACGCUACCCUUAUGAUUCUCAAAAGCGUGAGCGUGGCGAAGACGUGGUCGAAUUGGUGGAGGUGGUCCUCACGGAUGACGAGAGUGCUACGCUCGAGGCUGCUACACCUCUGCUCGAGCAGGAAGACCUCUCAGCCCCGCCUCCUAGCACGGAUGACCACGAUGACGGUGAAGGGGUCGUUACUCCUGUCAUACAGGACCUCUUCAUGGAAGACGACGCCCUCGGGCUUCAGAUGCUUCUCUCUCCAGACCACAUCCAAAGUGCCCAUGCCGAUGCCUUGUUCGGGCCGGAGACUUGCGUUCAGCUGCAGUCAACCUUUCGCCCCGUAGAUGCCGUGGGUGGACUCGACUUCUCCUUUCAGCAGGCGGAGGGUGACUUGCUCGACCUUCUCAACGAUAUGGCCAACAAAUCCUCUAGUCGCAUCUUCACCCGUGGCUCUGUGGCCUCUACAUCCUUCAGCAGCUGUCAAGAGCCACUCUCGCGUAUGUCUGGAGACUCGUCGCUCUACGUCGCACAGGAGAAGGCGGAGAACGACCUCAUCAAUCUUCUUGAAACCAUAGGUCAGCCUCGGCUGCCUUCCACGCGGUCUAACAUGUCAGCCGCUAUCGUCAGCCACCGAGCUCAGUCGUCGUUCGAUGCUGCUGAGGAGAGUCUGCUUUAUUGUUUGGAAGACAUGUGCGAUAAGGUGGUCAAGUCCAAGGACAAUGAUGCGACCGAGUUUCUCCCGGCCACGUUCGCAGAGGCGGAAGCCGACUUGCUGUCCAUGUUGGUGGCAAUGGACCCGAGUUCUUUUGCGCUUGUCACACAAGAUAUCAUGCAGAUACCCCGCUCAGGCAGUACGGGCUCUGUUCCUAUCGGAGUACACACUCCCAUGAGAGGGCAAGAGUCGCUUCCCAUCGAGCAGCAUCGGUCUUCUGUCAAUGGCAAGAUUUCAACGGCGUCGCUCUCUAGAGUGUCCGAUAUCGCUUCGGCACCAGAGCAGCCCAACAUUGUUCUUGGUGGAAAGCAGGUCGUUGGUAACGACACGUCGUUGACCGAAGACUUUCUCGACAUUGGUAUGGAGCUCCUAGAGGACCAGAGCGAGCCCAUCCCAGAACCUUCAGCAUUGACUUCCGUAGCUUCCCCCUCCAUCGCUGCAGAACGACGCCUGGAGCAGCCAGAUUUGCUUGCUUCUGCAAGAGCCUUCCUCGAGAGCAAGCGCACCCAUCAUGUGCAUGUGCACAGCAAGAGUGUCGGCAAUCUGUCUCGGGAGACUAGUGCUGAAGACGCCGCCAACGUCCGAGGGGACAUCUGGCAGACCACUCCAAAGUCGUCUAAUGUCCUGCGAAGUCCUGCCAGCUGUUAUCUUACCAUCACCAGGCCGUCCCCUGCUAGCCUACUCGACAAAACUAUCCGCUCCAGUCAGAGCACCCCUGAGAAACAAGCAGGAGAGAAGGAGGUGUUCUUUGCAAGUGAGAUUGGCGAACUUUUUGGGGCGCAUGGCGGUGGUCAAGGAAAUCUGAGGUAUAGACAGCUCCAUGGAGAUGUAUUCGACGAGCUGAAUGGCGGAAUGGGUAAUUUGUUUGGGGACCAUGAGUCCUGGAUGGGCCACGACCAACUUGAUUACGAUAGCGAUAGCGAAAUAUUCUAG
This is a messenger RNA of Cryptococcus wingfieldii CBS 7118, 2892 nucleotides long. RefSeq lists its product as hypothetical. Lineage: Eukaryota; Fungi; Basidiomycota; Tremellomycetes; Tremellales; Cryptococcaceae. The coding region runs from base 1 to 2892 and encodes 963 amino acids. The record is from RefSeq and is a predicted model, not a curated record. The transcript is spliced from 4 exons.